Tribolium madens (black flour beetle) is the source of this 2613-nucleotide messenger RNA. RefSeq names its product leukocyte receptor cluster member 8 homolog. Bases 216 to 2333 code for a protein of 705 amino acids. The record is from RefSeq and is a predicted model, not a curated record. Gene Ontology annotation, cellular component: nucleus. NCBI's taxonomy places the organism in Eukaryota, Metazoa, Arthropoda, Insecta, Coleoptera, Tenebrionidae. The transcript is spliced from 6 exons.
UUAGUCUGGCAACACUGGUCACAACUGUCAUCUGUCAUUUUUCAUACAAGAGUGAUCGUGAUUUCAACAAGAUGGUUUUUUGUGCAUUCAUUUCCACUUGAUUUGUAUUCAAAACUAGGUGUAGAAUAUUUGUACUUUUCCCAUAAUUUAUUUACAGAUUAAUUUCCCUUCAAAGAAAGGCUCCGCCAGGUCCCCUUUAAUUUAUUGAUUUCAGGAUGGAGGAGAAACCUGCCGUGUCGUCUGCUCCUGCGGGAGCAGCGCCCCCUGACGCAGCUCAAACCGCCCCCCAAGUCCAAUGGGCUUACCCCAUGUACAAUUACGACAUGAGCAAUUACUACCAUCAGUUUUACCUAAUGAACAGUUACCCCGCCUACCAAUCGGCAAUUUACCACCAAGUGCAACAACAAAUGCUCGAAAAUAAACCAACAACGGACACGAAAUUCGUGCCUCCUCUCCCUCCAGGCACUCCAACAACAUCACUCCCAACCCCACACAUCUCAAAACCACCCCUAUUGAAUACCCCCAAACAGUUCACCACCACCGCCCCCAUUAGGUUCAAUCUGAGCGGGACUAAACGCCAAAACGGCAACCUCCAACAGAACAAUUCCCUAACGAGUGGCGCAGCGAAAAAGAAACGCAAACGUAACCGCAACAACCAAAUGAACAAUUUACAGAACCAAUUUUUGCUCCCCCCACUUCCUCCACCCGAACCCAAGCCGGCGCCGCCCCCGGAAACGGUACCACCGGAACAGCCGCCUCUGCCGCCGCUCCCGGAUACGAGCAAACCGCCGCCGCCGCCCCCAGCGGAAAAGGCCCCCGUUUCGAAUAAUCCCACGGAUGAGUGGCCCCCAAGUCUCAAGGAUUACGUGAAUCGGUGCUAUGCCAAGUGUAAGACGAACAUUGAUAAGAACCAAGUCGAGAUUAUACUCAAGGGGAAGAUCACGCAUGCUUAUCAAAUGGGGCAAUUACAUACGAAAGAUUGGAGUAAUGAACCAUUACCCAACAUACACAGCGAAAGACCCACUUUGGUACCUAAAACGGUACCAGGACAAUUAGCACAGUUCCAGAAUAACACCAAAAAGGGGUUAUCACCGGCGAUGGGGGCGCGCUUGGGGGCCAGAGCGUCCACGCUACGAGGCACCAGCAGGUCGUCUUCUAGGUCUAGGUCCAGGUCACCGGCGAGGAAGAAGUCCAGGUCGAGGUCCAGGAGUCCACGCAGGCAUCGGUCUUCAAGCAGCAGUUCGAGCGUGAGUAGCGAGGAGAACUUCAAACCAUUGGUGAAGCCCACCAACAAGAACAAGAUAAAGAGUAAACUGGCAAAUAGAUUGGGCCCAACAAAGAACAACAAAUUCACAAAUAAGCAACUAAAAAAACAGAAAAUGAAAGAGAAAAAAGCACAUUUGCUAUCAUCAUUCGGUUCAGAAGUUGAAGAGAAUUCCGAAUUGUUACAACAAAGAGCAGCACGUUUCAAUAAUAUGAAACAGAAAGAAACAAAUGGAUUAAUAAAUAAUAAAAAUAUUUACCUGAAUGAUAAGUAUGAGGACAAUAUCGCAGACUUUGACUGGACAGGAUUUCACAUAGUGGGCACUUGUCAGGACUUGGAAAAGUCCUUCCUUCGACUGACUAAAGCCCCCGAAGCAUGUGAAGUACGUCCAGUUGAAGUACUCAAAUUGUCAUUGCAGAAUGUCAAGACGAGAUGGAAACAAAAACCGGAUUAUUAUUACACUUGUGAUCAACUUAAAUCAAUCAGACAAGAUUUAACAGUACAAGGAGUACGAAACGAAUUCACAGUUGAAGUUUACGAAACUCACGCACGGAUCGCUUUAGAAAAAGGCGAUCACGAAGAGUUUAAUCAAUGUCAAACACAAUUAAAAAUGUUAUAUUCGGAAGUUGGUGGUGGAAAUAAAAACGAAUUCACAGCCUAUAGGAUACUGUAUUAUAUUUUUACAAAGAAUACUUUGGAUAUUAUGACGAUUAUGAAGAGUCUUUCCAAGAAAGAAAAAAGUGAUGAUUGCAUCGAUUUUGCAUUAAAAAUACGUUCAGCUUGGUCUUUAGGAAACUUUCACAGGUUCUUUCAGCUGUAUCAUCGGGCGCCUUUAAUGGCGGGGUUCUUGGUCGAUUGGUUUAUUGAACGCGAGCGCAAACUAUAUUUAAAGUGUAUUAUAAAAAGCUAUCGUCAAAACAUAUCAGUGAACUUUAUCCAGCAAGAAUUGGCAUUCCCAGCGCUGGAGGAAACUUUAAAAUUUCUUGAACCGUUCAAUUUGACGUUCACGGAUCUUAGCAAGAGUCAAAUCGAUUGUAAAACUAGUAUGGCGUCUCUUCAAAAUAUAUGAAUUUGUUGUUUCGGUGGUUAAAAGGGUGAUUGAUCUUCAAUUUAGCAACCACAGAAUUUGUGCCACUAAUGUCUUUAUGUUUUCCAAUUCAUACACAACAAGGUGGUCCAAAAAGUCUUCUAAAGUUUCUUGUCUGUGGUUGAUUUUCUGAAAGAGGUGAUUAAGUUGUAUUUCUCCUUCUUUGGUGGUGUUUCUGUGAUAUGAGGAGCCACAAGUAUUUAAGAAAAGUGUCAUGUAUAUAAUGUAUAUAAUUUUUAGAGAAUAAAGUGAUCAUUUUUCA